Molecule: messenger RNA, 3906 nt
Organism: Periophthalmus magnuspinnatus
Lineage: Eukaryota; Metazoa; Chordata; Actinopteri; Gobiiformes; Gobiidae
Product: E3 ubiquitin-protein ligase TRIM39-like
Exons: 2
Coding region: 123-1727 (534 amino acids)
Molecular function (GO): protein binding; zinc ion binding
Source: RefSeq, a predicted model, not a curated record
CACACAGCACUCGCUCAGCACUCACUAUCUCUGGAUCAUUUUGCCUUAUUGUCCAGGAAACAGUAUAGACCGGUUCAGUUCUGCUUUUGCUGUUCUUCUUUCCCUUCCUGCCUGGGGUCAGAAUGGCGGCAGCUGUCGGCUCUGAGGAUAACUUCCUCUGCUCCAUCUGCUUAGAUCUGUUCAACAGCCCAGUCACCACUCCUUGUGGACACAACUUCUGCAAAACCUGCAUCACCACACACUGGGACCUGAACCCUCCAGUGUGUCCUCUCUGUAAGAACAGGUUCAAAUCCCGACCCCAUCUCAAGACUAACACUUUGGUGUCAGAGAUGGUGGCUAAGAUCCGAAGCUUGCGCGAGGCCCAGGCUGGACCAGAGGACGUCCCAUGUGAUGUGUGCCCUAAACCCAGGCUCAAGGCCCUGAAGUCCUGCCUAAACUGUGUGGCCUCGUAUUGUCAAAGCCACCUGGAGCCCCACCAGGCGGUGCCCGGGUUAAAGAACCACGAGCUGAUAGGGCCUGUGCAGAACCUGAUGGACAGAGUCUGCUCCAAACAUGGCCAGCCUCUAAAGCAGUUCUGUCAAACUGACCAGAGCUACAUCUGUAGAGUGUGUUCUCUUUUAGAGCACAAGAACCAUACGAAUGUUUCUCUGAAGGACCUUUGUGACAGGAAGAAGUCUUCUCUGCAGCUUUCUCAGACUAAGACCCAGGACUGGAUGGAGAAGAGGAAGCAGAAGAUCAAGGAGAUCUGGCACCACAUGAAGCUGAGUCAGAGAGUUUAUGAGGAAGAGCUGGCUGCAGGUCAACAGGCCUUCACUGCUCUGAUAGAGACUGUUCAGAGCAGGCAGAAGCAGUUCAUCGAGCAAUUACUUAAAAAACACAAACAGACAGCGAGACAGGCCAAGGACCGGGUCCAACAGCUGAAGCAGGAGAUCAGUGAACUGGAGAAGAGGAGCUCUGAGCUGGAGAAGCGCUUAUGUUGUGAAGACUAUUUCUACUUUUUGCAGAACUUCACUGCACUGCCCCCUAUUGAAGUGAAGAACUGGAGCAGCGGGAGCUUUGAGGUAGAGACAUGUAAGGACAUAGCACUCCAGGCUCUGUCUGAGAUGAAAGAGCAAAUCAAUGCACAAAUAAAUAGAAAUGUCUUCAAGAGAGUGCAGACGUUUGCAGUGGACAUCACCUUGGAUCCAAGUACAGCUAAUCCUAACCUCACUCUGUCGGGCGAUCUGAAACAGGUCCAUCACACUGACAAGAAGAAUAAUUACCCAGACACUGCACAGAGGUUCUCUGACUGUCCUGGAGUUCUCGGGAAGCAAAGUUUUUCUUCCGGCAAGUUUUACUUUGAGGUUGAGGUCAGAGAUAAGACAGAGUGGGAUAUAGGUGUGGCACUGAAGAGUGUUAGAAGGGAGAAUCCCACUCUGCACCCUCACAGAGGCUUCUGGAGCAUCUGUCUGAGAGGGGGAAAGCACUAUGCAUGUACAGGUGACUGCCUGUUCCUCAGGGCUGCUCCAAAGAAGGUGGGGGUGUUUGUGAACUAUCACAGUGGCCUGGUUGACUUUUAUGAUGUACAUACUGCAGAUCUCAUUCACUCCUUCACUGGCUGUAACUUCUCUCAAAGUCUGCUGCCUUUUUUUAGCCCCAGCAAUAACCACAGAGGCACAAACUCCACCCCUCUGGUGGUCACAGGGGUGAAGGACGAGUGCAGUCCACCAAAGAAACUCAAACAGUAGAGCAGACAUGGACAGUGAUUUGAUUAUAGUUCUCCACCACGCCAGAGGAUGGCAGGGUAUACAGUUGUGUCUUUGGGCUAGGCCCAUCUUGCCCAUGAAAUGGUAUGAGAGUGAGUGAGUACUGAGUGGUCUGGGGGGCGAUGGCGUAGGCCUGUAUUCUCUGUCAGUCUACCCCAGGGCAGCUGUAGUGAUAUGUUUAUGAGGUGUUGAAUGAAUUCAUACUAAAAUCCAGCCCUCUUGUUGUAGUUAAGAAAAUCACUUUUGUGUUACAGGCCCUCUGUUUAAGGGCCUGUACUAGAUUUUUUCCAUGUAAUUUGAAAUGUAUCUUGCCCUAGUACAGAUAUAUUCAGCUAGUAGACCUCUUGAAAAGGAAGUGCACUGUUAGUAUACUAGUUUUUUUUAUUAGCAUUACAGUGACUGCAAAACUACACUUUGGCUUCUGAAAGUCAUGAAAAGCACUUAUAAACUCAUCAUGGAGAAUAAUGAUAAUAACACUGGGUUACAACAAAAAGCAUUUUUGAAAGUUGUCUGUGCUUUUUCAACUGAAUUAGGACCAUUUAGCACCACUGAAUCCAAAAAUGAUAUCCAUUUUUCUCAGUCAGGUCAGGUUUUUAUGCUAAUUUGAUUUAGAAACAUCCGAUCUUCUGACUAAAUUGAUUACAAUUUUGUGACAUUAUCAGUUGAUUUUCUUUAAUAUUUCUCAUCCAAAAAAUGUUUUAGGAGAUAAAAAAUUGUUUUCUAACAGAAUGUAUUAAUUAAAAGUUACGUUAUGCUAAUUGAUAAAGGUAAGUACAUGUAAAUUGGAACAUUACGUUAUCAUUGUGCAAAAUUCAGGACAUGAACUUCUGUUUUUAUGAACCCCUUGAAUGCUCAGCAGCAGGGAUGUCUCUCUUCAGAGUCCAACAGUAAUCAGCCAUCAUGACUGCAUCCCAGCGUCCCUGAUACCUGGUCUCCAUCUCUUUUAUGUCCUGAUGGAAUCUCUCCACCUGCUCAUCACUCAGUGAUCCCAGAUUCUCAGGAAACCUGAACAUUUAGCUCCUUUUGGGAAAAAGGAUGUGGAGCAUCAUCAUUAAAACCACACUGGAGGAAUCUUUGUCACUGAUGUCAGGAACUUCUCCAAACACAGGUACUGGAAUUUAAUCCCAGUGAGCUACAGGACGACGUGCUGAUUCACGGUCAGGAUACUUGAGGCUGCUUCGGUUCUUUCUGUUGAUCCCAGUCACAUCAAUAGCCCAGAAGUAGCUGUUGAUGUCGGCUCCCUCCAAACCAUGGGAAUUCCAAACUUCAGACAGCUCUUCUUGCCUUUAGUCCACUGACGCAGAUACUCGGUGCAUGACUUGCAUGCCAUGUGUGGCGCCCAAGCUUCAUCUUGGUCACCAAGUUUAAUCCCAAAAUAAGCAUGGUAAGCACGCUUUAUGAAACUUGUGACUUGAUUCCUGUUAGGAACAUUGGUGUAUUCACCGCAGAUGUAGCAGAAUAUGUCAGGCUUAUUUUUGCAAGAUCUUCUAGUCAAAGCCAUUUCAUUCACUUGUAAUAUAAAAAAAAAACAAUUAGUCAUAAAUUGGCACAUGCAAAAUCUUCAGAAUUUGUUUAUAGUGAGAAAUAUAACAGAAUUUUGCAUCAUAUGACAUGAAAAUACUCAUACAUGUAAACAAAAUCGUCCAAAAACAAAUAUGUAGCUUAGUUCAGAACGUUGACCUGAUUGAGCAAAACCAAUGUGAUUUUUGGAUUCAGCACAUCAAGAUGAUCCUAAAUCAGCUUAAAAAUCUUAGACAAUAAAUUUAGUGUUGACCAGUGUAAUGAGGAUGCUGGGAGUGCAUAAGGAAAGUGAGGCAUAACUCUGGACCACUGCAAACUGAAAUAAACUAACUAUGUUUGCACCUUUAACUAGACAUGGAGACAUUUUAAUGAACUUUCACUCAGGGGGAGAUGUCCUUAUUACUUUACAUUACAUCAGUAUCAAGAUUUCAGCCUCUUUCCUCUUUUCAGCAUCAUGAGUUUAUAUGAAUGUGCAAUGGGUUAUAUUGAGGUCGUGGAAAUACUUCAAAAAGCUUGUUCUGAUCAAAUUUGUAUCGUAUAAAUGCACUUGUUAAUGCAGUUUUUCACAUUUUCAUGUCCAUGUAAUUGACUUGAGUUCAGUUUCUGUUUUGAUUUGUGAGGUUGGGGAGGGGGGAGUUCC